Orcinus orca (killer whale) is the source of this 15799-nucleotide messenger RNA. It is a transcript of the gene ALMS1, whose product is annotated as ALMS1 centrosome and basal body associated protein. Bases 18 to 12383 code for a protein of 4121 amino acids. The record is from RefSeq and is a predicted model, not a curated record. Gene Ontology annotation, biological process: regulation of centriole replication. Lineage: Eukaryota; Metazoa; Chordata; Mammalia; Artiodactyla; Delphinidae. The transcript has 21 exons. Gene Ontology annotation, cellular component: cytosol; centriole; centrosome.
UGGAGCUAGACGCCAAUAUGGAGCUAGAGGACAUACCGUGGCCAGGAGAGCUCGAGGAGGAGGAGGAGGCGGCGGAGAACUUGGACGAGUACGACGUGGUGAUGGCGGAGGAGAUGGAGGAAGAGGAGGGGCGGAAGCCGGACGCGGAUUUUAACUACGAGAGCCAGCGUCGGGAGAGUACGGACGACGAGGAGGAUGAGGAGGCCAAGGCCUGGCUGCUGGCGCACCCCGGCCGGACUUUGCCUCAGCCGUCGCUCCCGAGGCACCGCUGCUCGGAGGGCGAGCUGACUAGCCUGGGGAAGAGAACAGAAUCUUGGCAUUAUCUUCCUCAAGAAAUGGACUCUUCCCACACCUUGGAUACAACCCAGACCAGGUUUAAUGUGAGAGAGAAAGGGACUGAAGUGACAGACUUCCCCUCUCUGGAGGAAGGUAUAUUGACCCAAUCAGAAAAUCAAGUAAAGGAGUCGAACAGAGAUCUCUUAUGUUCUCCAUUGCUAGUCAUACAAGACAAUUUCGCUUCUCCUGAUUUGCCUUUGCUGACAUGUUUGACAAAAGAUCAAGAGUUUGGGCCUGAUUCCUUGUUUCACCAAAGUGAACUAGAUUUUGCUCCUCUGAGGGGAAUUCCUGGUAAGUCUGAAGACACUGAAUGGUUUUCUCGACCGUCGGAAGUUAGUGAAGCUUUAUUCCAGGCAGCCUCAGAAGUAGCUUCAAACUUAGUUAACAGUUGCUUUAGAGUAUCUCAGCACCCACUUAUAGGUAGUACAGCUAUUGACUCUCAGCGCUCUUUAUUAACUCUUGAACAAGGGACUAAAGAAGAGAUUGUUUCACCUGAUACACUUGAGGAUCUGAAAACCCCCAAAGACUCUGAUAGUUAUGAUGCUCUUUAUUCAUAUAUGUCAUGGAAGACACAAGAAGUUAUACAGGAGCCAGAAACCAAUUUAGCUGAUAAAGAUCAAGUUUCUUUUUCAACUGCAUCUGAUACAAGUGAUGAAUACAUAACUCCUAAAGGAAGUGACAGUUUUGAUGCUUCUUGUUCAUAUGUGCAAUAUGGGAAACAGGAAGCUUUACAACAGUUAGAAAAAUAUUUAACCAGUAAGGACCGUAAUUCUUAUUCAGAUUCAUCUGACACAAUUGAUAAAAAUAAAAUUCAUAAGGAAAGUGACAAUUUUAGUGCCCCUUUUUCAGAUAUGCCAUGGAGCAAACAGGGAGCUUCACACCAUCCAGAAAUAUGUCUAAUCAGUAAGGACUGUGUUUCUUUUCCACAUGAAGUUGCUCCUCGCUUUUAUAGUAAAACGCCACAUUGUUUUUUGCAUUGUUUGUUGGAAAGAGGAGGAAGAGAGGUUCCCUUAACAGCUGAUAGUCAUUAUUUUGAGAGUGUUUAUUUAAGGGCUCCUGCUGAGAAUGAGAUGAAACAAAAGAUGGAUUCUUUGGAGGGUUAUAAAGGAAUUGAAGAAGAUCUGGGGAAAGAAUUAUCUCAAUGUUUUGAACUAAAGGAGAAUAGAAAUACUUUAGUAUUAUCAGAGGUGCAUCCCAGAUCUUCAGAAAUACAAUAUAUUGAGAAUGUUGUAGUUACUGAUAAUUCUGUAGAAGUGUCAGAAGCACAUAUACUCUCCACGGGGCAUGAUACCUCUAAGAUGGAGGUUUUUGGUGGUCCUCUUCAGACUAUUAAAUCCAACUCAGAUGAGACAUCAGAACAGCUGUGUUUUCAAGAAGAAGGAAACCAAAAGCCACCUUCUGCUUUUGGUGGGAAAAAUGUUGAUGCUACUGAAAAUGUAGCCUUUCAGGCAGUUAUUGCCUCUAUUGAACGUUCUGAGAAAGAGAGUACAGUAAAUGAAAUCCAAACUGACAUCAAUAAAUCUUUAACAAAUGACAGCCAAGAAAAUGAACCAAAAAAUCCAGAUCUUUCCCUAUUAAAUUAUGCUGAAAACUUUUUCUUUGAUAAACUUAAUCACCCACACUAUCAAUCUACUCCUGGGGUGUUUGAAUCAGCAGCUUCAAAACCAUUGUUGUAUAAAAAAGAUGAUGGUGAUAGCUCCCUGUACUGGCAUCCUAAUAUAAAAUCACUCCCCAGUGCUCCUCAGGAAAUAUUCAUUAAGCCACUUUCUCUUAGUCCAGAGCUUAAGUCGUCAUCUUCUUUAAGUGAAAAAUCUCUCAGACAGGCUGUUGGUCUUGGCAAGACACAGUCAGCUUUAUUUCAGUAUGAUACAGACAAUGAACCAUUUCUUCCCAUUGGGAAGAUAAAGUCUGUUUCUGCUCUUGACGUUGCAGAGAAGUUAGGAUCUUCAAACAUUAUUUAUCCAAUGAAAGUAUGGACUUCAGAUUCUUUGGUUUUACAAGAUAUAAAGCAGCACACCUUUGAAGAAGUUGCAGAUUCCUCAAACUGUAUUUUGGGUAAGAAUGGAAACUCUAGUAACGUCAUUGAAGGUCCAUCUGCAGCUGUAGGAAGCAGCUUUUCAGCAAACUUGGUGGCAUGUAAUGCAAAGUCACAAGGUGCUUUGCCAGUGAUCAGUGAUGCAUCAUUAAUUGCAGUUGGCCAAGAGACAUUGCUGAAAGCUGAUAUAGACCAAGGUGAAAUUCCUUGGCCUGUGGGAGCCAAGUCCAGUUUUACUGUCUAUACAGUUAUGCAAAAUGACUCCUAUUUUGUAGAGGGCCUGCAGGGGAAGGCUGAAUCUGACAUCUGUACUCUGGAUGAUGAUACUGAAUGCUGUAGCCUAGAUGAAAAUGAUGUUGUAUGCAGGAAAAGAGUUGUUGAACUACAAAGAGAGAUAUGUGACCAAGGUGACUUGACUGGUGAGUGCAUUAAGCUAGCAGGUUUAGAAAAUUUGCUUGAUGAUCUAGAGAUUUGUGACAGCUCCCUGCACUGGCAGUCUACUGUACAGCUACCAUCUAAGGAAGAGAGCAGUUUUGAAGAGCCUGUAUGUCUUUCUAAUAUGGACAUUAAUCAGUCUUUUGCAUCUGUAUUGCCUCCAUCUGUUCCUCAUGAGCCAACUAGAGAGUUGGAGUAUCACUCUUCAGAUCUCAGAAUGUUGAGGGUAUCUCCUGACACUGUGCCAGGGACUUUCAAACAUUCAACAGGGGAUACGUCCAAAGGAGACAUAGCUGAAAUUCCUCAAUCCACCUUGAAACCAGGCAUCACUACCACUCCUGAAGAUUCAGACACUGUAUCUCAUUUAUCCUUGUCCCCUGAGGACUUUUCUCAGUUGGCUGGAAGGUCUCCUCAAGUGAAGAAUAUUGGUCAACAUACUGAUACUCUCAACCAACAGACAUUAGCAGACAGUCGUCUAACUGAAGAGGCUCUAAAAGUUUCAGCUGUUCCUGGGCUAGCUGACCAGAAGACUGAGAUAGCAACAGUGCCCUCUAGUUCCUACUCACAAAGAGGGAAGCCAAAUAUUUUCUACCCACAGGGCUUGCCAGAUGGUUAUCUAACUGAAGAGGCUCUAAAAGUUGCAGCUGUUCCUGGACUUGGUGACCAGAAGACAAGUAUAUCUACAGUCCCUCCAAGUUUCUACUCACUUGGAGAGAAGCACAGUAUUUUCUACCCACAGGCAUUGCCAGACGGUCAUCAAACUGAAGAGGGUCUGAAUGUUUCAGUUCUUCUUGGACUAGCUGAUCUAAAGACUGGAAAACCAACAGUACCGGCUAGUUCCUACUCAGUUGGAGAGGAGCCUGGUAUUUUCUACCAACAGGCCUUGCCAGGCAGUCAUCUACCAGAAGAGGCUCUGAAAGUUUCACCUUCUCCUAGACCAGUUGAUGAAAAGACUGGGUUGCCUACUGCAUCCUCUACCUCUUACUCACAUGGAGAGAAGCCUCAUAUUUUCUAUCAACAGACAUUGCCAGAAAGUCAUCUAACUGAACAGGCGCUGAAAGUUUCAGCUGCUUCUGGACCCCCUGUACAGAAGACUGGGAUUCCCGUAGUAACUUCUACUUCUUACUCACAUAGAGAGAAGCUCAGUAUUUUGUGUCAGCAAGAAUUGCCAGACAGUCAUCUAACUGAACAGGCUCAGAAAGUUUCAGCUGCUCCUGGAUUGGCUGAGCAGAAGACUUGGCUUCCUACUGUACCCUCUAUAUCUUACUCACAUAGAGAGAAGCCCAGUAUUUUCUACCAGCAAGAGUUGCCAGACAGUCAUGUAAUUCAAGAGGUUCAACAAGUUUCAGCUGCUCUUGGAUUGGCUGAGCGGAAGACUGGGAUUCCUACCAUACCCUCUACUUCCUAUUCACAUAGAGAGGAACCUCUUAUUUUCUACCAACAAGAGUUGCCAGACAGUUGUCUAACUGAACAGGCUGAACAAGUUUCAGCUGCUCCUGGAUUGGCUGAGCAGAAGACUGGGAUAUCGACAGUACCCUCUACUUCUUACUCACAUAGAGAAAAGCCCAGUAUUUUGUACCAGCAAGAGUUGCCAGACAGUCAUCUAACUGAAGAAGCUCAGAAAGUUUCACCUGCUCCUGGAACCCCUGAGCAGAAAACUGGGAUUCCUAUAGUAACUUCUACUUCUUACUCACAUAGAGAGAAGCCCAGUAUUUUCUACCAACAGGAUUUGCCAGAUAGUCAUCUAACUAAAAAGGCUCAGAAGGUUCCAGCUCUUCCAGGACUAGCUCUCCAGAAGAGUGGGACACCAAUAGCACCCCCUGCUUUCUACUCACAUAGAGGGAAGACCAGUGUAAUCUAUCAGCAGGAGUUGCCAGACAGUCAUCUAAGUGAUCAGACUCAGAAAAUUUCAGCUAUUCCUGGACUAGUUGACCAGAACACUGGGAUACAGACAGUACCCUCUAGUUCCUACUUGCAGAGGGAGAAGCCCAUUAUUUUUUACUGGCAGGAGCUGCCAGACAGUCUUCUAACUGAAGAGGCUGUAAAAGUUUCAGCUUUUCCUAGAACAGCUGACCAGAACACUGAGAUACCAACAGGGUCGUCUAGGUCCUACUCAUUUGGAGAGAAGCCAGGUGAUUUUUUCUACCAGCAGGUGUUACCAGAUGGUAAUCUAAGUGAAGAGGCUCUGAAAGUUUCACCUGCGUCUAGACCAAGUGACCAGAAGACUGGGAUACUCUCAGUACCUGCUAGUUCCUACUCACAUAGAGAGAAGCCUAGUAUUUUCUACCCACAAGCCUUGCCCGGCAGUCAUCUAUCUGAAGAGGCUCUGAAAGAUUCAGCUAUUUCUGGACUAGCUGAUCAGAAGACUGGGACAUCAGAACCUUCUGGUUCCUACUCACAUAGAGAGAAAUCCAGUGUUUUCUACCAACAGGAGUUGCCAGAUAGUCAUCUAACUGGAGAGGCUCAGAAAGUUUCAGGUGUUACUGGAACAGGUGACCAGAAGACUGGGAUACCUAUAGUAACCUCUGCUUCCUACUUACAUAAAGAGAAGCCCACUAUUUUCUACCAGCAGGCCUUACCAGAUAGAUAUCUUACUGAAGAGGCUCUGAAUGUUUCAACUGCUCCCAGACCAACUGACCAGAAGACUGGGAUACCUGCAGUACCAUCUAGUUCCUAUUCAUAUAGAGAGAAGCCCAUCAUUUCUUACCAGCAAGAGUUGCCAGAUCUUACUCAACUGGCUUUAAAAGUUUUAGAGGUUCCUGGACCAGCUGACCAGAAGAUUGGGAUACCAGCAAUAAUCUCUACUUCUUCCUCAUAUGGAGAGAAGCCCAUCAUUUCUUACCAGCAAGAGUUGCCAGAUCCUAAUGAAGAUGGUUUAAAACGUUUAGAGCUUCCUGGACAAGCAGACCAGACCACUGGGAUGCGAAUUGUGCCCCCUACUUCCUAUUCACAUAGAGAGAGCCCCAUCUUUUCUUACCAGAAGGAGUUGCCAGAUAUUACUGAAGAAACUUUGAAAGUUUCAGCUGUUCCUGGACCAGCUGACCAGAAGAUUGGCAUACAAACAGUCCCCUCUAGUUCCUACUCAUAUAGAGAGAGCCCCAUCUUUUCUUACCAGAAGGAGUUGCCAGAUACUACUGAAGAAACUUUAAAAGUUUUUGCUCUUCCUGGAGCAGCUGACCAGAACGCUGAGAUACCAACAGGGCCUUCUAGUUCUUACUCACAUAAAGAGAAACUCAAGAUUUUACCAGAUGACCAGAAGGCUGAGUUACUGUCAGCUCCCCUUAGUUCCUACUCACAUAGAGAAAAGCCUAAGACUUCAACUGUGAUUGGACCAGACGACCAGAAGACUCCAUUACUGACAGGUUUUCCUAAUUCUUAUUCUCAGAGAGUAAAGCCCAGUAUUUUCUUUCAACAGCAGUUGCCAGAUAGACAUCAAAGUGGAGAUAUUCUGAAGAUUUCACCUGUUUCUGAACCAACUGAUGUGAAUUCUUGGAUACAAAUACCUCUUUCUAGUUCCUCUUCACACAGAGAGAAAUCUAAUAUUUUCUACCCAAAGGAAUUGCCAGACAAACAUCCCACUGAAGAUUCACUGAAGGUUUCAACAGUUCCUGGACCAGCUGACCAAAAAACUGUGUUACCAGCAGUUCCUCCUAGUUCCUUUUCACAUAGAGAGAAACCAGUUCUUUUCUACCAACAGGAUUUGCCAGAAAGACAUCUAACUGAAAAUAACCUGAAGUUCUCAAGUAGUCUUGGGCAAGCUGGUCAGAUUACUGGGUUAUCAACAGUUCCCCCUAGUACUUAUUCACAUAGUGAGAAGCACAAACUUGUUUCAGACCAUGUCCAAAGGCUGAUAGAUAAUUUGGAUUCUUCUAACGCCAGUGUUAUCUCAAACAACAUGCCUUUAAAUUCUCAGGCUGAUGGUAGAAUUGUAAUAAAUAAGCCAGAAUCUUCAGGUUUUGAAGAUGUUGGCUCUAAGGAAAUCCAGGAUACGGAAAACAGUUCCAAAACUCUUAAAGAGAUUCAGACACUUUUAAUGGAAGCAGAAAAUGUAGCACUGAGACGAUGCAAUUUUCCUGUUCCCCUUGUCCCUUUCAGAGAUGUUAGUGAUAUUUCAUUUAUACAAUCUAAGAAGGUGGUUUGCUUCAAAGAACCCCCCACAACUGAUGCAUCUAAUGGUGAUUUGUCUCAGAGACAGCCAUUCACAGAAGAAAGCCCAAGCAGCAAGUGCAUACAGAAGGAUAUUAGCACACAGACGAAUCUGAAAUGCCAGAGAGGCAUUGAAAAUUGGGAGUUUAUUAGUUCAACUACAGUUAGAAGUCCUUUACAGGAAGCAGAAAGCAAAGCCAGAGUGGCAUUAGACGAGACCCUUAGGCAAUAUAAAGCAGCCAGAUCUGUAAUGAGAUCUGACCCUGAAGGGUAUAGUAGAACCAUUGAGAAUAAGAUUGUUAUUCCUAUGAUGACUGUCAUUAAAAGUGAUUCAAGUAGUGAUGCAAGUUCCUGCUCAUGGGACAGUAAUUCCUUGGAGUCAGUUUCUGAUGUGCUUCUAAACUUCUUUCCAUAUUCUUCACCCAAGACAAGCAUGACAGAUAGCAAAGAGGAAGAGAGUGUGUUAGAGAGUGACGAUGGCGGUGGUAGCAGUGUAGAUUCACUGGCUGCACAUGUGAAAAACCUUCUGAAAUGUGAAUCCUCAUUGAACCAUGCUAAACAAAUACUCAGAAAUGCAGAGGAGGAGGAAUCUCGGGUACGGGCACGAGCCUGGAAUCUGAAGUUUAAUAUGGCUCAUGAGUGUGGCUACUCCAUAUCAGAAAUAAAUGAAGAUGACAGGAGAAAAGUAGAAGAGAUCAAAGCAAAGUUGUUUGGUCAUGGGAGAACAACUGACUUGCCCAAGGGUUUACAGAGUCCACAGGGGAUAGAAUGCAAGCCAGAAGCUGUAUGUAGUCACAUUAUUAUUGAGAGCCAUGAAAAAGGAUGUUUCAGGACUCUAACAGCUGAACGGCCACAAUUGGACAGCCACCCUUGUGUUUUCAGAUCUGCUGAACCCUCAGAAAUGAUCAGAGGACAACGGAGCCCAUCAUCAUGGACAACCGGGCACAUCAACCUUGCCAAGUCACUGGACCAGAACAACUCCCAUUUCAAAGUUUGGAAUUCAUUGCAGUUACAAAGUCAUUCCCCAUUUCAAAACUUUAUAGGUGAUGACUUGAAAAUUAGCAAGGGUCUUCGAAUGCCAUUCCGUGAAAAGUUGGACCCUUGGCUAUCAGAAUUAGUAGAACCUGCUUGUAUGCCACCUGAAGAAAUGGAUUGUCAGUCGUCAUCACAAAUGCUGCCCCCAGAACCCAUGAAAAAGUUUACUACCUCCAUCAUUUUCUCAUCUCACCGACAUUCUAAAUGCUUUUCAGAUUCCUCUUUUCUUAAGGUUGGUGUUACUGAAGGUAGCCAGUGUACUGGAGCAUCUGUGGGGCUAGUUAGUUCUCAUAUCACUGAAGAGCAAAAUCCUACUAGAGAUCUAAAAGAGAAAACCUCUUCCCCUUCAUCAUUUAAAAUCAUUAGUCAGUCACCAGAUAAAGCUGUGACUAUUUUAGCAGAAAAUAGUAGGCAAAGCCAAAAAUUAUCUGUUGCAUAUUCUCACCAAGAAGAAAAACCCUUAGAAAGAUCAGAUUUUAAAGGCAGUCAUUCUAAGCCCAGUACCAGUGCAAAUGAUAGCAAUUUCAAGGAAGUUCAUUUUUCUGAUAACGAUACUCUCAUUAACAUGGGCAGACCCAGUUCCACACUAGGAGUAAAAGAGAAGAAUGUAACUAUAACUCCAGAUCUUCCUUCGAACAUUUUUCUUGAACAAGAGCUCUUUGAACAAAGCAAAGCCUCACAUGCAGAUCACCGUGUGAGAAAACACAAUUCUCCCCCUCCUCAACAUCAGGAUUAUGUAGCUGCAAAUCUCCCUUGUCGUGUUUUUCUUGAAAAACGAGAACUCUUUAAACAAAGCAAGACCCAACAUAAAGAUAAUCAGUUGAGAGAAAACCACUCUCCCCUUCCUCAAAGUCAGGAUUAUAUAGCUUCAGACCUUCCUUCUCGCAUUUUUCUUGAACAACGUCAGCUCUUUGAACAAAGCAAAGCCCCAGAUGUAGAUCACCACAUGGGAGAACACCAUUCUUCCUUUCCUCAAGGUCAGGAUUAUAUAGUAGAAAAGAAUAAUGAACAUGAGCCUAAAUUACACAUUUCUGAUAUGAUAAAUGUUGAAGGCAAAUUCAGUGAUGUGGCCUCCCCAUCAGCCCCAAAUCAAUGUACAGUAGUAACAUCUGCAUCUACUCCACCUUCAAAUAGAAAAGCACUUUCUUGUGUUCGUAUAACUCUUUGUCCCAAGACUCCUUCCAAGUUGGAUAGUGGAACCUUAGAUAAAAGAUUUCAUUCAUUGGAUCCUGCCUCUAAAACAAGGAUGAAUAGUGAGUUUAACUCUGACCUACAGACUAUAUCUUCAGAAUCAUUGGAACCAACCUCCAAAUUAUUGACCAGUAAACCUGUAGCACAGGAUCAAGAAUCUUUAGGUUUUCUAGGACCUAAAUCUUCACCGGACUUCCAAGUCGUACAGUCUCCUCUUCCAGAUAGUGAUAUUAUUUCCCAGGACUUGAAAACCAUACCUUUUCAGAAUAACCAGAUAGUAACCUCAAGGCAAACACAAGUGAACAUUUCAGAUUUGGAAGGAUAUUCCAAUCCAGAAGGGACUCCAGUAUCUGCAGUUCGAUCACCAAAGGAGACUAAGACCCCGUUUUCUCCCUUCUCUGGAAAAUUAUCAUCUGAUGCAGUCACUCAGAUAACAACAGAAAGUCCAAGAAAAGCCAUGUUUUCAUCUGAGAUUUUUGUUAAUGCUGAAGAUCGUGGACAUGAUAUUCCAGAGCUCAGUACACGGAAGUUGGGCAAAGUUCCUGUCAAGUUUGCUUCAUCGUCUUCAGUCCAACAGAUUACUGUUCCUCAUGGCGCAGAUGGCCAGCCUUUACUGUUGCCAUAUAAGCCUUCUGGUAGUACGAAGAUGUACUAUGUUCCCCAAUUAAGACAGAUUCCUUCAUCUCUGGAUUCCAAGUCAGACACCACCAUUGAGAGCUCACACUCAGGAUCCAAUGAUGCCAUUGCUCCAGACUUCCCGGCUCAGGUGCUAGGCACAAGGGAUGAUGACCUGGCAGACACUGUUAACAUUAAACAUAAAGAGGGAAUCUACAGUAAGAGGGUGGUAACUAAGGCAUCCUUGUCAAUGGGGAAAAAACCCUUUCAGAAAGAUAAUGCAGAUGCUCAAGUUCAAGUUCUUACCACUGGGGAUGAGGACCUCUCAGACAAAAACCAGAAAAAGGAGAUCUACAGUGAAAGGGCAGUGACCGAGGCUUCUCGAUCUGAAGAAAAAGAAUCCUUGCAGAAAGACAUUACAGGUUCCAGUGCUGCUGCUGCUUCAGAGCAGUCAGCUCAACUACAAGACACGAAGAUUGUUAAUCUACCAGACACUAAAGCCACUAAACAGAAAGAGGAGAUCCACAGUAAGAGGACAGUUCCUAAGGAAGGCUGGCCCGAAGAGAAGAAAUCCUUGCAAAUAGAUAUUGCAGAGUCCAGAUGUCAUUCAGAAUUUGAAAAUACCACCCAUUCUGUCUUCAGGUCAGCUAAGUUUUACUUUCAUCAUCCAGUGCACCUACCAAGUGAUCAAGAUUUUUGCCAUGAAUCCUUAGGAAGAAGAGUUUUCAUGAGUCAUUCUUGGAAAGAUUCCUUUCAGCAUCAUCCAGACAAACAAAGAGAACACACUUGUCUUCCUUCCUCUUAUCAAAAUGUGGCAAAGACAAAGUCAGAUUAUACCACAAUAGAGAGCCUCAGUAUUGAUGUAAACUUGGAAAACAAAGAAGUAAAGCAUACUACUAAAAGUCAGGCUAGAGAUUUUCUAAAAUAUGACAAACAAGUUAAUGACCUAAAAAGGGAUCAUAAGGCCACCCCAGAGUUAACAGCUCAGCACACUGUGAGUUUAAAUGAACUCUGGAACAGGUAUCAGGAGCGACAGAGGCAACAGAAACCUCCUGAGUUCAGUGCCAAGAAGGAACUUUCCUUGGUGGAGCGACUUGAUCAUUUGGCUAAACUUCUUCAGCAUCCCAUCACACAUUUUCUCCAGCCCUCAGAAAGUACACAGGAUGAUAGCAAAGGGAAACAAGAUGUUAAGGAAUGGAGUGGUAGACAGCAACAGCAGAAAAACAAGCUUCAGAAAAAGAAACAGUAUAAAAGCCUGGAGAAAUGCCAUAGAAACACAGGCGAUCUUAAAAAAAACAAGGUUCUUUCUACUCAUCAAACUGGGAGGUCCAAGCAGAUUAAAAUUGAACAGAUUAAAUUUGAUAAAUAUAUUUUGAGAAAACUGCCAGGUUUUCAUUAUAUAAAUAACACUUCUUCAGAUUCUAGACACUCAGAGGAGAGUGAGCUGCUCACAGAUACUGCCACCAACAUCCUUUCCACCACCACUUCUGUGGAAUCAGAUAUAUUGACCCAAACAGAUAAGGAAGUGACUCUGCAUGAGAGGAGCAGCUCUAUUUCCACCAUUGAUACUGCCCGACUGAUCCAUGCUUUUGGUCAUGAAAGAGUUUGUUUGUCACCCAGGCGAAUUAAAUUAUACAGCAGCAUCACCGACCAUCAGAGGAGAUACCUUGAGAAGCGGAGCAAGAAAAACAAGAAACCAUUGAAUACAGGUUAUCCCCAAAUUACUUCAGAACACACCAGAAGGAAACACGUCCAGGUGACAGACCAUAUUUCUUCUGACUCUGUUUCGUCUUCUACCAGCAGUUUCUGGAGCUCGAGCUCUACCCUUUGCAACAAGCAAAAUGUACAUAUGUUAAAUAAGGGCAUACAAGCAGGUACGUUGGAGAUUGUGAAUGGUGUCAGAAAACACACUCGAGAUGUUGGAAUGACUUUCCCAACUCCAAGUUCUAGCGAGGCUAGAGUAGAAGAGGACAGUGAUGUGACUUCUUGGUCAGAAGAAAAGAUAGAAGAGAAAAGGCUCCUUACCAGUUAUCCUGGGGACAGAAAGUUAAGGAAGAAUAAGCAGAGCUGCUGGGAAGGAGUUUCAUGGUUUGUUCCUGUGGAAAAUGUGAAGUCUGGUCCUAAGAAGGAAAACCUGCCCAAGUUUCAUGGCCCUGGUGUCUCCUGGUUUGCACCAGUAACCAACACCACACCUUGGAGGGAGCCACUACAGGAACAGAACUGGCAAGGACAGCACGUGGACAGCCACAGUUCACUAGCAGGCCCAGGCAGAGAUCCACUGAAGCCAUUUGUGAGAGCAACCCUACAGGAAUCACUGCAACUUCACAGACCUGACUUCAUCUCCCGCUCUGGGGAACGGAUAAAGCGCCUGAAGUUAGUAGUCCAGGAGAGGAAGCUGCAGAACAUGUUACAGAGUGAACGGGAGGCACUGUUCAACACUGUGCGAGAAUGGCAGGGCCACCGGGACGCCAUGCACCUGCUCCCUAAGAGAGGCUUCCUGGCUGCCCAAAAGAAAAGGCCUGUUGGAAAGAAGGAAAUGAUUCAGCGGUCUAAAUGGAGUAUAAAGGUGUCGAAAGUCCAAAAACUUUGAGAAUUAUUGCUUCAUUCUGAAUGUCACAAAAUUUAAUUAAUGGAAAUUACAUAGUGUUCGUUGUGUGGCAGCUAAUAACACUCUCACCUCAGCAAGAGGAGUCCUUGCUAUAUGGGACUAUGAAGCUUACCUGCAAGAAGGUAGGGCAUCUUCUGAAAGGUAUCUGUGCUUUAAAAUAUAAGUAUAGUUGUAGGGGUGGAUUAAGUACCCAUCUUCUAGGAAGAGACAGGUUUUAAAUUGACACAUUUUCAUUAGAGUACUUCUGUUCCAUUUUAUUUCUGAUAUGGCCCCCUUUCAAAGAAGCCAUCUACUUCCAUGUGAGAAUCAUAGAGUUGAAUGGGAUCUUAAAGGUCAUCUAGUCUACCUUUAACUUUUAGGAAACUGUAACCCAGAGAGAGGUUGCCAGCAAGUCAGGGCCAGAGCUGGGGUUAGAGUCCGGCAGCAGGCUCCCCACCUAGCACUCCUUCAGGUGUAUCAUGUGGCGGACUUGGAGCUCUGGAGCUCUGUGUUACUCAUCAUCUUUUCCCAUCACCUACCUCUACCAAAGAUGUUUAAACGUUUCUGAUAAGAAAAGAUUUGGAGAAGAGAGAACCUGACUCUCUUAACUUGAAGCAUUUCUUCCAAUGUGUCCUUUAAGAGAAGUGUUUUCACUAACUUAUUAAUGCAUAUAUUUGGGUAUGCUCCAGGCACUGGACUAGGUACUACAAAUGAAAGAUAGUUGACUCCAGACCAUGAGCAGACAGACAGUUCCAAUAGUAUGUAGUAAUUGCUUUCAAGGAUCCAUUCACAAAAUGCAAUUUCUGGCUACUCUGAUUAGCCCGACUCCCAGCUUUCCAGCCCUAGAAUACAACCUUUACUGGCCCAAGCAGAUUUUCUCUUCACAUCACAUGUUCUCCUUGGGAUAACUCGUCUUUUUCCCUUCUGUAACCGUGACUUUUUUUCCAGCUUUACUGUGAUAUAAUUGACAUUUAACAUUGUUUAAGUUUAAGCUAUGUAAUGUGAUGAUUUGACAUACAUUUGUAUUGCAAAAUGUUUACCACAAUAAAGUUAGUUAACACAUCCUUCACCUCACAUAAUUACCAUUUUAUUUUUCUUGUUGUUGUUUUAGUGAGAACAUUAAAGUUCUACUGUCAUAGCAACUUUCAAGUAUACAAUGCAGUGUUGUUAACUGCAGUCACUGUGCUGCAUAUUUGCUCCCCAGAACUUAUUCAUCAUAAAACUGAAAGUUUAUACUCUUUGACCAGCAUCUCUCCAUUCCCCCAUCCCUCAGCUCCUGGCAACCACCAUUCUGUUCUCUGUUUCUAUGAGUUUGAUGUUUUUAGAUUCCACAUAUUAGUGAGAUCAUACAGUUUUGUCUUUCUCUGUCUGACUUAUUUCAUUUAGCACAUUGCCUUCACGGUCCGUACAUGUUGUUGCAAAUGGCAGGAUUUUUUUCCUUUUUUAUGGCUAUUCCAUUAUAUGUAUAUAUAUAUCACAUUUUCCAUUAUAUGUAUUCCAUUAUAUGUAUGUUCCAUUAUACGUAGAUAUAUAUAUCACAUUUUCUUUAUCCAUUCAUCCGUCGAUGGACACGUACGUUGUUUCCACGUCUUCACUAUUGUAAAUAGUGCUGCAAUGAACAUGGGGGUGCAGAUAUCUUUUUGAGAUCAUGAUUUCAUCUCCUUCAGAUAUGUACCCACAAGUGGCAUUGCUGGAUCAUACGGCAGUUCUAUUUUUAAUGUUUUGAGGAACCUCCACACUGUUUUCCAUAGUGGCUGCACCAGUUUACAUUCCCACCAACGGAGCACAUUCUCACCUCCUCACCAGCAUUUGUUAUCUCUUAUUUUUUUGAUAAUAGCCAUUCUAACAGAUGUGAUGUACUAUCUCAUUGUGGUUUUCAUCAACAGUGACUUUUAAAAAUAUGUUCUUCUUUGGUGUCUCUCCUGACCUCCACUUUUGUGUUUUCAUUUAGUGAUUAUCCUCACUGUGUCCAAAGUGGAACUGCCCAUUUUCCUCUCCCACACUUACUUGGGCCACCCACUCACCCACUAGAAAAGCUGGGGAGCUAUUGCCUCCAGCUCCGUGACCCCGCACUGUUCGUGCAGCCGGCUAGUGCGUCCUGGAGACUCGCCUUCAUGAUUGCCCUGGAACCCAUUCUCCUCACUGCCUUGAUGCGGGCUUAGCCUCCUCUCUUGGAGGACUGCUCUUCUCCCCCUUCUGCUCUUUAUCUUCUCUAAUCUCUUUUCCACAGAGCCGCUGCAUCAUUAUCAAUGAUUUUCUUUUCAGGUUAUAGAAAACUUUGGAAAAUAUAGAAAAAAUUAGAAAGAAGAAAAUAAAUGUCACUCAUAAUUCUUCCAUCUAAACAUAACUAACACUAGUCCUGUUUCUAUGGGGAUUUUGCAGAGACCUGUGUUAACACACUUCUUUCUCCCCAGAUUGUUUAUCAUACUAUAUAUACAGGUUUGUAGCCUGCUUUAUUUUGCUUAACAUUGUAUUGUGAACGUUUUCCCAUAGCAUAAAAACUAUUUGAAACAUUUUAUGCUUUGUAAUAAUUUUAUUAUAGCCCAUAAUUUGUUUAACUGUUCUUUUGUUGGAGAUUUACAUUAUUUCCAGUUAGAGUGUAUUUAUCAAGUGAAUGUUUGAUCAUGUUCCUCCCUACUUAAAAUCAGUGGCAUCCAGUCCCUGAUAGGACAGAGCCCAAGGUUUUCACACGGCUACGAGACCUUCACCCCAUCUGCUUCCCUCCUGUUCCCCUACACUCUCUCCAUGAAGCCUUGACUCCAUUCUUACCAAACACUCCCUUCUCCCCACCUCCCCUUUCUGCUCCUAACUAUUCUUCAAGACCUACCUCAAGCUUAGUCUCCUCUCUGGUCUUCCUUGACCUCCUUCAAUCAGAAUAAGUUUUGUUUCUUUUCCUAUGUAGCAUUUUGUAGAUAUGACGAUUAUUGUAUUUUCUUUUGCAUUAUUUUUCAUGCUUAAAAAUAUGGUAGUAAUACAAAAUCAUUAUCUUAUAUUGAAACCAUACAUUUUUCCAUAUAGAGUGAAAAGAAGUUCAUCUCCACCCCUUAUUCCACUUCUUUCCCAUAAGUAACCACUAUUAGCAGGAUUUUAUUAUAUUUUUAUCUGUAUCCCUUUUCAGAUCAUGAGCACUCCAGGCCAGGGUUCUUUGUGUCCAAGUGUCUAACAGGAAGCUGGACACACAACAGGCCCACAGCCUGUCUGAGGGACUGAGUGCCUGGAGAGCAGUAGAGCUUAGGGAGAUGUGGGGAGGAGUGAUCGUGUGCCUCUGUGGUCAGGUGGCCUCACUGCUUUCUGUCUUUCCAUCGGUGCCAUUUCUAAGGAUUUAUGAACAGCUUCCAGAAGUACAGAAAAAGAGAGAAGAGGAGAAGAGGAGAUUGGAAUAUAAGUCGUACCGGCUGCGAGCCCAGCUAUAUAAAAAG